GAGAGAGAAAGUUUUUGUCUUUUUUAUUUUGGAGUUUGUCACCCACCCGCGUUAUUUUGAGAGCGCUUCUCUGCGUCUCUCUUCUUUCUCUCUCUCUCGCAAAUCAAAAACCUCAAACUUUGAAAAACAUCAAUCUCCAGAAACAUUUUUUGUUUGUGUUCCUUCUCCUUCAUUGUUAAUCUCAUUGGCAAUUUUCCCCCGGGGGCAUUUCAUCUGAUGCAAUCUUAAAUGUCCCAAUACGUUUGAAUAAGAACAAAUCUCUGGUCUCUGUUUGAUUUGGUAUGAUCUUGUAGCAAUAUACCCUGAAGAUGUUUUUUGUGGGUAUGAAUCUCCAUAACCUGUUCGCUAUAUUUCCUCAAAGAGCGUAAGAGAAUACGAAAUUCUGGAUUUUUCUCUCAAAAUUUCUGUUUUGAGAUUGGGGAGUUGAAGAAUAGGACUUGUUGGUUCCUCAGAAUCUGUGAUACAAGAGAUUGUGCACAAGAAAGAAUAAGGCUUUUUGGUUCUUGAGAACAUGAGAAUGGAGUUUCCUGGCAGCUCCAAUCAGCAUUUAGGUAGGGAUAGGUUCAAUGGGGAAGUCGGUAAUAACACGCGUGAUGAUAAUAUCUGUUCUCAGACAGGAGAGGAAUUUUCAAAUGAGUUUUUGAGGGAUUUUGGUGCUCAACGAAGAGUACAGGGUGGUGUGAGUAGAAAUAUUGAGGGUAACUAUAAUAAUCGCCAUCUUGUUUAUGAGGAUUUCAACAGAAUUCUUGGGCUUCAAAGAGUUGAUUCCAACAUGUCAGAAGGUAUUAAUUCCUCGAGUGGAUACUUUGCUGAGUCAAAUGUUGCAGACUCACCUCGGAAGAUGUUUCAAACUGCAACAUCAGAUGUUUAUUUGCCAGAAGUAUUGAAGCUUCUUUGUAGUUUCGGGGGAAGGAUCUUACAGAGACCUGGUGAUGGCAAGCUUAGAUACAUUGGAGGGGAGACUCGGAUUAUCUCAAUACGGAAACAUGUUGGAUUAAACGAAUUGAUGCACAAGACUUAUGCUUUGUGCAACCAUCCGCAUACAAUCAAGUAUCAAUUACCAGGAGAAGAUCUUGAUGCACUUAUAUCGGUUUGCUCAGAUGAGGAUCUUCUUCAUAUGAUUGAAGAGUAUCAAGAAGCUGAAACAAAGGCUGGAUCCCAGAGGAUUAGGGUCUUUCUUGUAUCUUCAACAGAAUCAUCAGAGAGUCCAAAGAUUUUCAAUGAAAGGAAUAUGAACAUAAACCGAAACACGAACCAGCAGACUGAUAUAGAUCAUUAUCAGUAUGUUUCAGCUCUUAAUAAUGUUGUGGAUGUGAGUCCUCAAAAGAGUUCCAGCGGGCAAAGUGGGACAAGUCAGACAACACAAUUUGGGAAUGCUUCAGAAUUUAGCCCUACAUUUCAUCUUCGAGACUCGCCUACUUCUGUUCAUACAUGGGAACACAAAGACUGCAACAGUCCAACCUUCAUGAAACCAUAUGCGAACACGAAUGCUGUUCAUUUUAUGCCGAAAAUGCAGAUUCCGAGGAACUCGUUUGGUCAACAAUCUCCUCCAGCAUCUCCUUUUUCAGCUCACAAGAGAGCAAAUACCGACGUUCCUUAUUUUGCUGAUCAAAAUGGUUUCUUUGACCCUUACUUGGCUGCUCCAAACUUCCCUCAGCAACAUAGGUUCUUUUUUGAUACUACUACACAAAAGCAGAAGCAUCCAGAAGUGAAUCUUCAUGACCGGAGGCCAAGCGACGAUAUUUACCCCCAUGGCCAAGCUUAUAUGGGAGCCGAGAAAUUGACGCUUAAGAAAAACGCUCUUUCUGAUCCCCAGCUGCAUGAUGAGAGCCAAAUCAACAAUGGGUUAGAAGCAUUUACCAAACAACCAUGGAAAAUAUUGAGAAAGAAUCUACAUGUUGUGGCUACGUCAAAGUGGGAAGAUAGUGAUGAUAUCUAUUUCAAUAAUCCAGAAGGCAAGAGAAGCAAGGAGCUUGUACUCACCAAAGAAGUUCCUAAUAAUUGGAUCGAUGGCGAUCAUAAUCCCGGUUCUUUUGACCAGGCAACAAAGAAACAAGGUGGUAGUAACAGUAAUAGCUCCUUCAGUCCGAAUUAUUUCAGUCCGAAUCAUCAACCAGCUGCUCAGGUUACUUCAAGUGAUUCACAAGAUUCAGGAAGCUCAGUGUUCUCUUUAUCAGUUAACACUAACGAAAAUUAUCUUGAUUGUUCGAAGGACAAAUUCAAUGGUUUCCAGCAUGACAUGUCACUAGAUAUUCUCAUCAGAAGCCACACUUCAGCUACAGAUCAACUAUGUUGUACAACCAAGUCAAGUGAUAAAGCAGAUUACUCCUCACCCAAUACAAAUUUCCCCGUGGAAUUUCUGAGACAGGAGCCUAUGAUUCCGAGACAUGAUUUGGAGACAAAUAGCGAUGAUUCAGAUACUCAAAACUCUCUUCCUAGAGAAGAGAGUAUUCACUAUAGUGGAUUGCCACUUAGGAAGGUGGGAAGUAGAGAAACUACUUUUAUGCACACGCAGGAAUCAGAUGAUUUCUUCAAAAGCAAGCUGCUUGGUCCACAGUUGAUAGUUGAGGAUGUGACGAACGAAGUAAUUUCAGAUAACCUCUUAUCAGCUACUAUUGUCCCUCAUGUACAUAGUGAGUCAGAUGAUGAUCACAAAUCCUACACAAGGGAGAAAGAGAUUACAAAUGCGGAUCAUGAAUCAGAAAUGGAGGAAAAGUACAAGAAAAGCAGAAACACCGAUGAUUCAUUCAGCGAAGCUGCAAUGGUUGAAAUUGAAGCUGGAAUAUAUGGCUUACAGAUAAUUAAAAACACUGAUCUUGAAGACUUACACGAGCUUGGUUCUGGUACAUUUGGAACUGUUUACUAUGGGAAGUGGAGAGGAACUGAUGUUGCUAUCAAGAGGAUAAAGAAUAGUUGUUUCUCUGGUGGAUCAUCCGAGCAAGCACGGCAGACUAAAGAUUUCUGGAGAGAAGCUCGGAUAUUGGCGAAUCUUCACCAUCCCAACGUAGUGGCCUUUUAUGGAGUUGUACCAGAUGGACCUGGUGGAACAAUGGCAACAGUGACUGAGUAUAUGGUGAACGGAUCUUUGAGACAUGUCUUGCAGAGAAAAGACAGAUUACUUGAUAGGCGCAAAAAACUGAUGAUAACUCUUGAUUCUGCAUUUGGCAUGGAGUAUCUACAUAUGAAAAAUAUUGUUCAUUUUGAUCUUAAAUGCGAUAACUUGCUAGUAAACUUGAGGGAUCCACAACGACCCAUUUGCAAGGUUGGAGAUUUCGGAUUGUCGAGAAUAAAACGAAACACGCUUGUCUCUGGUGGAGUAAGAGGAACCCUUCCUUGGAUGGCUCCAGAGCUUCUAAACGGAAGCAGCAAUCGGGUCUCAGAGAAAGUCGAUGUUUUCUCAUUUGGUAUUGUGAUGUGGGAGAUCUUGACAGGCGAAGAACCCUAUGCGAAUCUGCAUUGCGGUGCCAUCAUUGGUGGAAUUGUGAACAAUACGUUAAGGCCUGCGGUGCCUGAACGGUGUGAAGCAGAGUGGAGGAAGCUGAUGGAACAAUGCUGGUCAUUCGAUCCAGGAGUACGGCCAUCGUUUACGGAGAUUGUUGAACGACUUCGAUCAAUGACUGUUGCCUUGCAACCCAAGCGAAGAACCUAAAAGCCCUCUCCAUUCAAACGUAAGAGCGUUUUUUUGGGUUGGUUUUAAAAUUUAUUGGUUGAAAGAAAGUUAUACGAAGAUGGGUAUAGAUUUAUGAGAUUGUGUGGAGUCUGUAAAUUAGUAUUGAGAGGCAUUUACCGGUUUAGGUAAAAGUUGUAUACCAAAAAAGUUGAAGGUCCAUUGUGUAAAAUACACAAUUUUUUAUGUAAAGCAUUAUGGUGGAGUUAUAAGCCCAGCCCAUUAAACGCAACGUUAUCAU
Arabidopsis lyrata subsp. lyrata is the source of this 3908-nucleotide messenger RNA. RefSeq lists its product as uncharacterized. The transcript is spliced from 9 exons. The record is from RefSeq and is a predicted model, not a curated record. The coding region runs from base 512 to 3649 and encodes 1045 amino acids. Gene Ontology annotation, cellular component: cytoplasm. Gene Ontology annotation, molecular function: protein kinase activity; protein binding; ATP binding. NCBI's taxonomy places the organism in Eukaryota, Viridiplantae, Streptophyta, Magnoliopsida, Brassicales, Brassicaceae. Gene Ontology annotation, biological process: signal transduction; protein phosphorylation.